AUGUCAUCAAUAAUUCAACGAGACGACAACAUUCCACUAGCUGACGAUGACCCUCAAGUAAUUAUUAGCGAUGAAGUUGAUAAUAAUCGUUUGGACCACGGGAGGUCUAUGGACUCUUUACCGAGCUCUUACACAGGAUCUUCAAGUCCAGGAUUGAAUGGUCCCCCAAGCUUUGAACCUGAUUCAGGAAUUGAUGAACAAGAAGAAAAGGCUCGGCUCAUCUCCCAAGUUUUGGAGUUACAAAAUACUUUAGAUGAUUUGUCACAAAGAGUGGACUCUGUCAAAGAAGAGAAUUUGAAACUGCGUUCGGAAAAUCAAGUGCUAGGUCAAUAUAUUGAAAACCUCAUGUCAGCAUCUUCUGUCUUUCAAUCAACAACACCUGCAAAACAGUAA
This is a messenger RNA of Pieris macdunnoughi, 393 nucleotides long. The record is from the annotation of a GenBank genome assembly. Lineage: Eukaryota; Metazoa; Arthropoda; Insecta; Lepidoptera; Pieridae.